GACGAUGUUGCGUUCCCUUUUAUACUUACUGCCAGUCGUCCGUAGAUUAAAACAAGGUGGGGUCUUGGUAUCCCAGGUAUGCAAGGUAAGGUGGGUCUCCGCUUACUAACAGACUCGUUUAGCGGCUAGCAAGCAUCCAUGGAACGCACUACCCAGUAGCCAGUCCAACGAGGAAAGCAGCUUCGUUUGCCUCGUACGUCGUCACCUAGGGAGUCGAGGCAGCUAGAUACUACGUUGUAAAACAGGUCAGGUGGAACGACGGCAGUCGGUAGGUUCGGAAAUGGCAGGUAAUCGAGUCAUUCACGCUCACCGUUGGUCACGUUGUACGUGUCGAAAGGUCCGGUUUACGCCGUGUUGCGGUAGCAUCUCUUCGUGUUUCGUUGUCCCACUCGCCCUUUUCGUAAUCGCAGCUCUUUCGCUUUGUCAGAACUGCAUCGCAGCACAGAGAUUACCGCACGGUGCCUCCGUCAGCGCGUCCAUACCCGAACCGUCACACCAGGAGCGCGCUCACUCGAUUAGCUCCCACGCUGAAGACAACCACAGGGGCCGCGAGCUCGGGUACUCAUGGCCGUUCAGUUUCUUUAGUACCUCCAGUAACGCGCAGGACGCGUCGCAGACGAGUCGCAGGAGCUAUAUUCAGCGCUGUGACUCUCGCACUGGAGUGGGGUGCACGCCGGGCGAUCACCACUACGUGAACCCGCGAUUCGGCAACAGGCUAAAGAACGCGUCGACCUCCGAAUCGGGCCUGUUCCACACAGCAGAAGCAGUCGAAGCAGGCGCUUUGGGGUCCCGAUCCGUGUCGCGCGCGCAGACGAUCGACACGCUGGUCGUCGCGUCCUACUCGGCGCGCAGCAUCAGCCAGCUGCAGGCGCUGCUCCGCGCGUGGACGGCGUCGCUACAGCUCGCACGGCAGAAGGUACCGUCCGUCGUCCCCGACUGCCGGCCACCGCUGACGGAUGCAAUUCAGCGGAGCAACGCAGUAUCGGGGCACCUUUCGCGCAGGAACUUGUACCUGGCGCGGAAAGAGGUUGCGCUGGUGGCGCGCGCCGUGGCGAUCUGCCAGAGCAAGCUGGGCGUGGCGAUCCGCGCGAAGAAGUCGACGAGCAGCGAUCGCGAGGCGUACACCGUGGGCUUUCGCGAGCUCGAGAACACGAUGAUCCGCGUCAGCGGCGGGGGCACCGUGCUGCAGAAGCAGAUCGCCGCCGACACGCGCAGCGGACGGCUCUCCGUGACGGCCGUCGGUUCGAUGUCCGAUCGGACGGUGGAUCUGUUUCCUGACUACGGCGCGAACCUGGUGCGGCAGCUGCCGGGCAGCGUGACAACGCUGACGUUCAACGGCACGCUCGGAGCGCGGAUCCACUCGGCGUUCACGUACCCGUCGGGCGUGUUCACAGCGAAGCUCAUGUGCCCAAAGGGCGACACGCGCGGCCUCGACGUCACCUUCUACCUGUCCUCGAUAGAAGGCGGCCCCGGGACGGACUCGAUACUGAUGAGCAUAUUCGGGAGCGACCGCACGCGCGUGCGGUGCAUGACGCUGGUGGACGGCGAGACGGGGCUGACGCACGAGGUGGAGGUGGGCAGCGACUGCGCCGCGGGCUACCACACCAUCAGCAUCAUGUGGUCCGGCCGCCUCAUCGUGUGGAAGUACGACGACCUGAUUCUGCGCGUGUCGUCGCGCAACAUGCUGUCGCCCUUCCCCGUCUCCACCACCAUGUACCUCUACGCGUCCGUCUACGACACUGCCAAGUAUCCCUACGCCUGGCAGGCCGGCUACCUCACCAACGCCGACGCGCCCUACCUAGUCUCUUAUAAAGACACCUCCGCAGUCGUCCCCGCGCCGUCGUACAACUUCGGCCUCCCGCUCGACCUCGCCAAUGGCGCCUCGGUCCCCGGGUCGUCGAUAGGGCGCGGGCCGCUGUGGCCCGUGGCGAUAGACUACUGCUCGGACCACGUGGUGACUCUAAAGGGGUAUCAGAGUAUCACGUUCGACGACAAGGGGUGCGGCGGGCGCUUCCACUCGACGGUGCGGCACUACUCGGGCACGUUCACGGCGUUCGUGCAGUGCCCCGCGGGGAACACGUCCGGCCUCGUGUCCGCCUUCUAUCUGUCGUCGGAGGAGGGCAACAAGGAGCAGGACGAGAUCGACUUUGAGUGGCUGGGGAAGGACAAGGGCGCCGUGCAGACCAACUUCUACGUCAACGGCAAGGGCGGCCGCGAGGUGCUCGUGCCACUGGGCUUCGACUGCUCCAAGGGCUUCCACAACUACACUCUCGUGUGGACCAACGACCGCCUGCAGUGGUUCAUCGACACCAAGAUGGUGCGCGACGUGCGGCGUGCGCAGGCGGACGCGUGGCCCGUGAAGCCCAUGUUCGCAUACGCCUCCAUGUGGAACGCGUCGAGCAUCUCCAAUGGCUGGUGGAGCGGCACGUGGAGUGGGAAGGACAUCCCCUACGUCAUCAAGUUUAAAGACAUCCGAAUAGGGAACGCGUGAUUCCGCAGUCGCGCCGAUGCCGCUGGUUACGGGCAGUUGCGGCCUGCUGGCCGCAUGAGUCGAGAGGAGUAGCCGGCUGGCGUCUUCAGUGGGGUCCAGGCUACCAAGUUUCUUCUGCGUAUAUGCCGCUGUAUACGGGUGGUUGCAUCCGUGUAUGACUGGGCAUGCAUGCCCAGGUGCAGGUGAUACCCACAUUUACAGGGCUCCGUAUCGCCUCUCUCCACCUCCAUUCUUUUGUUGGCCAUCAGAGCACCAGGCCGACAUGGACUAACAGGGGCUCUAAUGAUUCGAGACGGAGUCAUAGUGGUUUUGUAAUAAGCUCCCUCUUGCUAGGGAAAUUAUUUUUAGGUAAAUGGAUUGGCUCAAGUAACUCUAUGUGCAAGAGGACUUUUGGUCCUUAGAAAUGUAUGAUAUCUAUUAUAUCAGACGUCCUAAAAUGUUCUGGAGGAUUGUAGUGGAAGACA
This is a messenger RNA of Closterium sp. NIES-67, 2955 nucleotides long. The record is from the annotation of a GenBank genome assembly. Lineage: Eukaryota; Viridiplantae; Streptophyta; Zygnematophyceae; Desmidiales; Closteriaceae.